AGAGUUACCAGACGUUGAGAGACCGUCCUAUCUGCUUCUGAUUAUACAAUAUUCAAAUUGUUUCCUAAUUGUUCACCAAAAUGGCUAUGGGAAAAAAAGCAAACGUUCGACUACCCCCUGAGGUAAAUCGAAUAUUGUACGUCAGAAAUCUUCCUUAUAAAAUAACUACUGAUGAAAUGUAUGAUAUAUUUGGAAAGUAUGGCGCAAUUAGACAAAUCAGAGUGGGAACAACAGCUGAAACAAAGGGUACAGCAUAUGUAGUUUAUGAAGACAUUUUCGAUGCGAAAAAUGCAUGCGAUCAUUUAUCUGGAUUUAAUGUUUGCAAUCGUUACCUCGUCGUUUUAUAUUAUCAAUCUAACAAGGCCUUCAAGAGAAUGGAUGCCGAACAAAAAGAAAAAGAACUAAAUGAUUUAAAAGCAAAAUAUGGAUUAAAUACCCCAGAUUUUAGCAGUGGUAAACGUAAAUAA
This is a messenger RNA of Dimorphilus gyrociliatus, 467 nucleotides long. The record is from the annotation of a GenBank genome assembly. NCBI's taxonomy places the organism in Eukaryota, Metazoa, Annelida, Polychaeta, Dinophilidae.